AUGUAUGUAGUUACACAUAAUGUGAUAUUCUUUUUAGAAGACGAGAUUGAUGACAGUUUGUCUUCAGAUGAAGACGAGAAUGAUGUUGAAGGUGUUGCUUCAAAUCCAGCAGCUGUGCCGUAUCCGAAAGACAGUGAGUGGACUGCAGUUGACACCUACCGACCUCUGCCUGUCAACACGACACCCAGGCAGAUACUAGUGGAUAUUGAUGAGUCGAGUUCUGUACUGGAUUGCAGUAAAGUGUUCCUUACUGACAGUGACGUAAAUGAACUCAAGAGACAGACAAAUUUGUAUGCAUCACAGACAAUACAGAAGAAAAGAAGAGGAAAUAAUCUGAAGCCCCAUUCAGUUUUGAGUUCGUGGAAGCCAGUGACUAUAAGUGAGAUGAGGCGUUUCUUGGGUAUUAUUUUCCACAUGUGUGUUUCGAAAAAGCCCAAAAUUGCGGACCAUUGGAGCACUAAUCCUGUUCUUAGUUGUAACUUUUGUCCCCAUGUCAUGAGCCGUUUGCGUUUCACUCAGAUACUGUCAUGCUUGCAUCUUGUUGACAAUUCAAAUCAGAAAAAACCAGGCGAAGAUGGAUUUCAUCCACUUUACAAAGUUUUGCCAUAUUAUAAUAAUUUGAAGGAGCGAUGUAUCCAGGCAUAUCGUCCCUCAGAAAAAGUGACAAUUGAUGAAGGAAUUUGCCCAUUUCGAGGUCGUGUGAGUUUCCGUGUUUACAUGCAAAAUAAGCCUCAUAAGUAUGGACUGAAAGUAUAUGCUGUUGCUGAAGCCAGUAGUGGCUAUGUUGUAAAUUUUGAAGUUUAUGCUGGUAAGCAUAUUGUUGACAAUUCUUCGUCUGCGGUUAUUUUGCGAUUGUUGUCUGACAGCAGCUUGCUGAACAAAGGCCACACUGUGUAUUUAGAUCGAUUUUAUUCCAGUCCAGAGCUAUUUCAGCAACUGGCAGAGAAAGGCACUGGAGCUGUUGGUACUGUGAACAAAUCCAGGAAAGGAUUGCCUAAAGAUUUAGUAUCUGCUACGCUGAAAAAGGGCGAAAUGUCUUUUCGGCGUAAAGAUAAUGUAUUGGCAAUGAAGUGGAAAGAUAAGAGAGAUGUGUAUACAUUGUCUACAAGGCAUCAAGCAACAUUUGGUACGCAUACUAAGAGAAAUGGGUCUGUAGUAUUGAAACCACUUCAGGUACUUGAUUACAACCUCAAUAAAAUUGGAGUGGAUAUUGGAGACCAACGCCUGCAGUACAAUCCGUUCCAGCACAGAACUGUGAAAUGGUGGCGAAAAUUAUAUUUCCAUUUGCUGCUUAUGGGAGUAUCAAAUGCAUUUUGGCUGUACAAUGCAGUGCACAGGAAGAAAAUUACAAUAACAGACUUUAUAACAGUGCUUGCAGUUCAGCUUGUUGAAGACGACACACUUGAAUUCAUUCCAAGAAAUGAAGGAACUGUAGGUCGGCUAACAAAGAGACAUUUUUUGCAGCACAUACCUGCAACUACUAAGAAGUAUGCUGCUCGUGUGUGUCACGUGUGCAGUUCCAGGAGCAAGAAACAGAGUGGCAAGGCUUCUCGCAAAGAGACACGAUACGAAUGUGAACAGUGUGGCGUUGCACUCUGCCUGGAACCUUGCUUUAAAAUUUUCCACACUAAAAAACAAUAUGAUUCUGUGUGA
Messenger RNA from Schistocerca piceifrons (Central American locust), 1653 nucleotides. Its product is annotated as piggyBac transposable element-derived protein 4-like. The coding region runs from base 1 to 1653 and encodes 550 amino acids. The record is from RefSeq and is a predicted model, not a curated record. NCBI's taxonomy places the organism in Eukaryota, Metazoa, Arthropoda, Insecta, Orthoptera, Acrididae. The transcript has a single exon.